Columba livia (rock pigeon) is the source of this 4127-nucleotide messenger RNA. Its product is annotated as histamine N-methyltransferase. Gene Ontology annotation, molecular function: N-methyltransferase activity. The coding region runs from base 333 to 920 and encodes 195 amino acids. The record is from RefSeq and is a predicted model, not a curated record. NCBI's taxonomy places the organism in Eukaryota, Metazoa, Chordata, Aves, Columbiformes, Columbidae. The transcript is spliced from 8 exons.
AUUUGUCAAGAGCUGCAUUUAUUACAUACCAGUGGCAGCGCUUUGUUUUUCACCCGGCUCUAAUUAACACCUGAGCAGAGCUCUGUGUGUAAACGCUCCCAGGGGUUUGGUGGCCGUGCCAGGUGUGUCCUUGGGGACAGCAGGCAGCAAAACCUCCUCGGUGCUGCCACGUCGCAGCCCCGGGGGUGGGACGGCAGCAGAAGGUGUCUGGCCGGGAUCGCAUCCCGAGCAUCGUCAGCCGUGGGAGCCCGGGAGGCACAGAGCGCUCGCACGUCUGAAAUAAGAGCCUCGGGGAGCAACCCGUCCCCUCCUGCAGCCUUCUGACCGCCAGCAUGGCCUCACCCAUGAGGAGCUUGCUCACCAACCCCACCAGAUACCUCCAGGCUUUCCGCCUCUUCCUCGCAAAUUCGACGGAGCACCAGUGCAUGCGGGAGUUCAUGGAGCGGCAGCUGCCGGCGGUGAUCGCCAGUAUUGGAAACGAGAAGCCUACAAUCAAUAUUCUAAGUGUUGGUGGUGGAGCAGGUGAGAUUGACCUGCUGAUCCUCUCAAAAAUACAAGCCAGCUAUCCAGGGGUCACCAUCAACAAUGAUGUGAUAGAGCCAAGUGCUGACCAAAUCUCCAAGUACAAAGAGCAUGUGGCAGAGACAUCAGGCCUCGAGAACGUAAAGUUUACCUGGCAUGAGGAGACAUCUCAUGAAUAUGAAAGUCGAAUGAAUGCAGAAAAGAAGUCUAAAAAAUGGGACUUCGUUCACAUGAUCCAGAUGCUGUAUUAUGUGAAAGACGUCCCAGCAACUAUCCGGUAUUUCCACAGCCUCCUGGAAGCACAGGGGAAGCUCCUCAUCAUCCUGGUGUCAGGAGCAUUAUUUAUGGCAGAGGACUGCAAGGAUUUGAUCAAAAUUCAGAUCAGUGAUUGCAGAUGAGUUUGCUGACAGCAAUUGCCUCCCCCAUGGCUGCUGUUGCUCAGGUCUGUAAAGCCCAAAGAGGGAGGUGGCUCUUCCCAUGGCAGCUGGGUGACCUCUGGGACCUCUACUCAGCCUUUUCAUGCGUUCAAGACAAGACAACAACGUCGUGGACAAGAAGAGUUUUGAAGGGGAACAUCCAGUGUCCAGUGCAGGAGGUCCCUGAGCUGAAGUAGGUGGAAAAAUAUUGAAGAAAACUAUUCUAUGUGCUUGCCCUCUAUAUAUAAGAUGUAUAGGAUACUCUUCCCUAGGUCCCCACCUGCAACCACAACUAGAGAAACACAAACAAUCAUGCUAGUCCAACCAUUUAGAGCUUGUUAUAGCCCAAGCUGAAAGGACCAUCACUGCAGAAACUAUACAAGAAAUCAUGGCACAGAAGUAUUUGUACCUUGCUUGCACAGCCCAUGGGAGCAUGAACCCUGACAUUCUGCAUUUAAUCCCAGGGAAGACACAGGCGGUGGUGUGUUACUGUAAUAUUUCCAAGCAAAUUCUGAGUAAAAGGCUUUUUGCUAUACGUGUACAUAAAACAGGUUCUCUCAGGUUUUGCAAUGUGAGAGUAGAUGCUAAAGCUUACUGAAAUUACAGCUUUCUGGAAAACAAAACCCAAGAAAACUUGAGAGUUAGCAGUGACAGAAUAUUUCCAUCAGAAGCUAUUACUGGGAGUGGGAUCUUAUUUUGAGAUAAGUGAGUUGAACUGCUGCUCAGCUGGACAUACUGCAGGGACAGAAGGCAAAUUAUGAAACAAAUAGUCAAGUACCUAUGGGCUGCUGUAAUACUGUAAUGCUGUAAUAGUAUGGAGGAUAAAAAAAUACAUUUGGAAAAAACCCAAAAAAUCGCAAAAGCUUUUACUGUGCUGAAGGCAGGGUCUCUGCAGCACGAACUUCGCAGUAUUUCUGGUUCCUCAGGUCUGGUCCUGGCUACUCCCCCUCUCGCUUUGCAGAGGCUUUGAGGCUGUGCCCUGAGGCAGAAAGCAGGGCCUGCUGGAAGGCAAAGGACCACAGCAGAGAAAUUUGGGGUUUCUUACCUUGCAGGUGAACCUCAGGCCACCCAGCUGAACAGUUGAUUUAAACCCACACGGCAGGAAAUGUUAACCCAGAUGACUAAGGGAAACCUCAUUCUGGCAUGAUUUAUAGAGAGGGUACAACUGCCCUGUAACCAAGCAAGGGACACAGAUGCCGUGGUUUACUGUUCAAAUGGCUUAUCGAUGUGUAAGGUCGUUCAUCACACAUUGCUUUAGACUCCCAGGCCAAUACGUAUAAAAGCCUGUCGCACAACAAGCGCAGCCUUUUUGGCUCCCAUCUGCCCACAGCAGCCUUUCCAAUGUUGCUAAUUAUGUCCCUGCACAUUACUGUAUUGGCUACAACUUGCCUCCAAACUACGGCUGUACUGAUGUGCCCUGAGGGUGGAUUGUGUUAACGAACAAAAAAGACACAAGGUCUCUGUUUAAGAGCCUGUUUCAAAGCCCAGAAGUUAUAAGCUCGACCUCUGGACAACCACACUUCCAUUUGGAAGGCAGAGCUGCUCCAAGACUGCCUUAUUUGUUUCACUUUGUUUGCUAUAAUUCAGUUUCUCAUGUCUUCCAUGGCAGCAUGCUCGCAUUAGCAAUGCAUGGAAGGGCUCAAUUUCUUUUACAAUCAAAAAAGAAAGAUAAAAAGUAGACACACUGAGAAGACGAGAUAAGCUACAGAGGGACCCCAAGAGAAGCAGAGCUGCUCUGAGCCCGGGCUGCGCUGCAGGAGAGGCUGAGAUCUCCAGCUCUUCCCAGAAAAGGUGUGAGCGGGGAAGUGGCACUUCCUGGAAAAGCUUCCUCUCAAAUGUUAUGAAAAGCAUGGAAAUCAAUUAAAACAACUUUAAAAUAGGAAGGUCUUUUCCUUCUUUUUUUUUUUUUUUCUUUUUCUUCCCAGAGCACACUUCUGCACUCCCAAGGCUCUCACUGACCUACAUAGAGGAACAUGUCUGGCCUAAUGUGCAGACAAAAGCUAUUCUGUUUAUUAAUCAAGGACAUGUGCUAUGGCAGCGCUGGGCAGCCCAAGCCCUUGGAGGAGCCCAGGGGCUCAGGCUGUAGCUCCCAGCACCAAGGUGCCCCGGGGCCAUGCCAGGAGUCCUGAGGACAGCAGGCAGAGCCGCUGGCACCCGUUCAGGGCAAGGCUGAACAGAGGAGUUAAGCCCCCACCAUUUUUAGGGUGUAGACUUUUAUUCCAGUCGUUAGGCAUCUUCGUACCUAGGAGUCAAACUGGAGGAAGAUGAUGCAGCCUCACCUUGAGUGUAUCUACUUCACAGGGGAGAAACCCCUUCCUUGUGUUCUCCAUGUGAUUUGGAGGAGGUUGGUGAGUCAAAUCCUCCCACAGCGAUGUCCUCACCACUGACAUGGAUUAUUUACAUGCAAUGCAGUAGUGCUCAGGGAACACAUACUGGGGACACACAACACUGGUCUCACCAGCAUCUACCAUGCCAAACAGCCUGAUUUUAAGAUACUUUAUUAGAAGAAACAGAUCACUCCUGUUUAGAUACAAGAUCUCAAUCACCUAAUGCUUUUCGGUCGUGAACCUCAUGCUGUGAGCUGCUGCUCUGAGGCUCUAGCAGUGCAUGCUCACUUGCAUGCAGAGAAAACAGAUGCGGUGUCCUUGUGAGGAUUUGAAGCUUGAGCUGGACCUUGUCACUGUUUUAACCUUCUAACAGGUAAAUCAACAGGCAAGGAGGGUGCAUAGAUAGGAAGGGGGGAGAGGGCUGUGACACCCAGCCAGUGCCAGGUAGUGAUGGACACCCAACCCCUUAUCCCUCUUCCAAACAAUGGGCAAGACUACCAAAAGCAAUUCUAACCUCAGAGCAAUCGGUAGCUGCAGGAGUACAAUGAGAUGGCUGCAAUCCAUGUAAAAAGAAGCAGCCUUUGCCCUCUGAGUGCCACACCACUGCUGAAGGUGUUGUAGGCUCACAGCCAUGGCGAAUUUUAAAGAUGGGGUUGGAGAAGGACGCAGGUGCGGCAGACCUUCAAAAAACUGCUUAAGAUACCUGGAAAGGAAAUUUGGUAAGUGCUCUUCUUAAAAAAUCCAAUUGUACUGAGACUGUUAACAUAAAUGGAGUAGGGAAUAGGAUAUUGUGUAAUGGAGUUUUUAAUUACAAUUCCUUUUGCUUUUGUAAAAAACAUUAAAAAGUCAUGAUGUGACCAAC